AUGUGGUCGCUCAGGGCCUGCACUGUGAGGGCCCGGGGGCGUGCAGGUGGCCGUGCCCGGAGCGCAGCCCUGGGGGAGCUCGAGUCCGAGGAGCCGGGCAGCGGGCGGAGGCCACGCCAAUUAGGCAAGAUGGAGUGCCAGGGCAAGGCUAUAAAUAUCUUGGCCAAGGCCCGGCCCAAGAAUCCGACGAGGCAGCAAUUACGCUUUGGGGAUAAAACGAGGCGCAGAGAGCGGGCUGGGGCAUUUCUCCCCGAGAUGGCGGGUCUGACAGCUGCGGCUCGGCGGCCCGGAGUCCUUCUGCUCCUGCUGUGCAUCCUCCACCCCUCGCAGCCCGGAGGGGUCCCGGGAGCUGUUCCUGGUGCAGUUCCUGGAGGCGUCUUCUUCCCAGGGGCUGGUCUCGGAGGCCUGGGAGGAGGAGCACUGGGCCCUGCAGGCAAACCAGCCAAGCCAGGUGUCGGAGGGCUCGCCGGCGCUGGCCUUGGUGCAGGGCUUGGGGCUUUUCCCGCAGGUGCCUUCCCAGGGGCACUGGUGCCCGGUGGCCCGGCUGGCGCUGCUGCCGCCUAUAAAGCUGCUGCCAAGGCCGGUGCUGCUGGUCUCGGCGGGGUCGGCGGCAUCGGUGGUGUCGGCGGCUUAGGAGUGUCUACAGGUGCGGUGGUGCCUCCGCUCGGAGCCGGAGUCGGGGCUGGAGCGAAGCCUGGGAAAGUGCCAGGUGUGGGGCUCCCAGGUGCAUACCCGGGCGGAGUGCUCCCAGGCGCAGGAGCUCGGUUCCCGGGCAUAGGGGUCCUCCCCGGGGUUCCCACUGGAGCAGGAGUCAAGCCCAAGGCUCCAGCUGGGGGCGGAGCUUUUGCUGGAAUCCCAGGAGUUGGACCCUUCGGAGGGCAGCAGCCUGGAGUCCCGCUGGGAUACCCCAUCAAGGCACCCAAGCUGCCAGGUGGCUAUGGACUGCCCUACAGCACUGGGAAACUGCCCUAUGGCUAUGGGCCUGGAGGAGUGGCUGGUGCUGCGGGCAAGGCUGGGUAUCCAACGGGGACAGGGGUUGGCACACAGGCUGCAGCAGCAGCGGCUAAAGCAGCAGCGAAGCUUGGUGCUGCAGGAGCCGGAGUUCUCCCUGGUGUUGGUGUUGGUGGUGCUGGCAUUCCUGGUGUGCCUGGCGCAAUUCCUGGCAUCGGAGGCAUUGCAGGGGUCGGGGCUCCAGAUGCUGCUGCUGCCGCCGCCGCUGCUAAGGCAGCCAAAUUCGGUGCUGCUGGAGGCCUUGGCCCAGGAGUAAUCGGUGUCCCAGGAGUUGGAGUACCUGGUGUUGGAGUCCCUGGUGUUGGGGUUCCAGGUGUUGGGGUCCCUGGUGUUGGGGUUCCAGGUGUGGUUCCAGGUGUUGGAGUCCCAGGUGUUGGAGUCCCUGGUGUUGGAGUCCCCGGUGUCGGAGUUCCAGGGGCUGUGUCACCAGCCGCAGCUGCUAAAGCAGCGGCCAAAGCAGCCAAAUUCGGGGCCAGAGGCGGAGUGGGAGUUGGAGGCAUUCCCACAUUCGGGGCUGGCCCUGGGGGCUUUCCUGGCUACGGAGACGCAGGUAUUCCGGGAGCUGGCCUUUCCCCAGCAGCUCAGGCAGCUGCAGCCGCCAAGGCAGCCAAGAUCGGUGCUGGGGCAGCAGGAGCCCUGGGAGGGCUGGUGCCAGGUGCCCCCGGAGCAAUACCAGGCGUGCCCGGUGUUGGAGGGGUGCCAGGGGUCGGGACUCCAGCAGCUGCAGCCGCCAAAGCCGCCGCCAAAGCCGCCCAGUUUGGUUUAGCCCCUGGAGUCGGUGUGGCUCCCGGCGUUGUGGCUCCCGGCGUCGCUCCCGGCGUCGUGGCUCCCGGCAUUGGCGUGGCUCCCGGCGUCGUGGCUCCCGGCAUCGGCGUGGCUCCCGGCAUUGGCGUGGCUCCCGGCAUUGGCCUUGGCCCUGGCGGUGUCAUAGGAGCAGGGGCCCCAGCUGCUGCCAAGUCCGCUGCUAAGGCCGCCGCCAAAGCCCAGUUGCGGGCUGCCGCCGGGCUUCCCGCUGGUGUUCCUGGCCUUGGAGUGGGUGUUGGCGUUCCCGGCCUUGGAGUCGGGGUCGGAGUUCCUGGACUUGGGGCAGCGGCAGUACCUGGAACCCUGGCCGCAGCUAAGGCAGCCAAGUUCGCACCAGGAGGGGUCGGGGCCCUUGGAGGGAUUGGAGAUCUUGGUGGAGCCGGCAUUCCAGGUGGUGUGGCAGGACCUGCUGCUGCAGCUGCUGCCGCCAAAGCUGCUGCCAAAGCCGCCCAAUUUGGCCUGGGGGGAGUCGGUGGGCUCGGAGUCGGAGGACUGGGAGUUGGUGGGCUUGGAGCUGUCCCAGGGGCUGUGGGCCUUGGAGGUGUGUCUCCAGCUGCAGCUGCUAAAGCAGCCAAAUUUGGUGCCGCUGGCCUUGGAGGUGUCCUAGGAGCCGGCCGGCCAUUCCCAGUUGGAGGAGUUGCAGCAAGGCCUGGCUUCGGACUGUCUCCUAUUUUCCCAGGUGGAGCCGGGGGCCUGGGAGUUGGUGGCAAACCUCAAAAGGCCUUCGGAGGGGCCCUGGGAGCCCUGGGAUUCCAAGGUGGGGCCUGCCUGGGGAAAUCCUGCGGCCGGAAGAGAAAGUGA
Rangifer tarandus platyrhynchus (Svalbard reindeer) is the source of this 2616-nucleotide messenger RNA. The record is from the annotation of a GenBank genome assembly. Lineage: Eukaryota; Metazoa; Chordata; Mammalia; Artiodactyla; Cervidae.